AUGACAGAAUUAAGCAAUGCCUUUAAGGAAGAAAUCAUAAAGGGCCUAGAAAUGCAUAAGAAAUAUGGAUUAAAAUGGGUACCUGAAUUAUGCUCCUUAAGAAUGCUGGACUCCUGCGUCUCAAAAAUUCCAAAUGGAAAUGAAAAAGGAAUUUUUUAUGCAUUAGAUUUUGGUGGUACAAAUGUACGUGCAGUAAGAUGUGAAUUAAUAGGAGAUGGUAAGAUUAUAUCACAACAAUCUCUUAAAAAUUUAUAUGAAUGUGGAGGAGAAAUAGAUUUAAUGGCAAGAGAGACAUCUGCAUCUCUUUUAUUUGAUGUAUUAAUAUCUAAUAUAGAGGAAUUAAUUAAUAAAAAUAAUGAUAAAGAAAAACUUAAUAAACAACCAGCUAAAUUAGGGUUUACGUUCUCCUUCCCUUGUGCACAAAGUGAAUUAAAUAAUAGUGUAUUAGAGUCAUGGACAAAGGGUUUUGCUACUGGUCAUGAUACAGAUGAUCCUGUUGUAGGGAAAGAUGUUGUUGAAUUAUUAACUGCUGCUAUAAAAAGAAAGGGUUUAGGGUUAGAGUGUGCUGCAGUUGUUAAUGAUACUGUUGGUACAUUAUUAUCAUGUUGUUACCAGAAAGGUGUAUCCUCUCCUCCUUGUACAGUUGGUGUAAUAUUAGGUACAGGAAGUAAUUGUUGUUACCUAGAGCCACAAGCAAAAGAAUAUAAUUAUAAAGGAAAUAUUAUUAAUGUAGAGAGUGUUCGUCUUCUUUGUCUACAAAUCUUACAAGAUAAGGCACCACCUAAGGCUAAGGUUGAGUUCUCCUUUGAUGCGAAGCUAGCAGCAGUAUUAGCAGCAACAAUGAUACCAGAGGAGACAGGAGGAACAGGAGCAGCAGGAGCAGCAGCAGGAGCAGCAGCAGGAGGAGCAGGAGGAGCAGCAGGAGAGGAAGCAGCAGCAGCAAGAGUAAAAGAAAUACUAAAAGAUAAUUGGCAAUGGGAGGCAACAAGGGAAGAAAUAAAUAUUAUGCGUAAUAUUUCCUUUGCUGUCUUUGAUCGUUCUGCUGCACUUGCUGCUAUCUCUAUAGCUGUAUUAACAGAGAGAUCUAAGGCAUUAGAGAAUAAUGGUAAAGUAACAGUAGCAGUAGAUGGAUCAUUAUAUGUACGUAAUAAAUGGUAUGGUAAAAGAAUUGAAUAUUAUUUAUAUAAUUUAAUUGGUAUAAAUAAACAAGAAAGAAUUAUAUUAAGAGCAGCAGAUGAUGGAUCUG
This is a messenger RNA of Eimeria maxima, 1246 nucleotides long. Its product is annotated as hexokinase, putative. The annotation marks the transcript as partial. The record is from RefSeq and is a predicted model, not a curated record. Gene Ontology annotation, cellular component: cytosol; mitochondrion. Gene Ontology annotation, molecular function: fructokinase activity; D-glucose binding; ATP binding. NCBI's taxonomy places the organism in Eukaryota, Apicomplexa, Conoidasida, Eucoccidiorida, Eimeriidae. Gene Ontology annotation, biological process: glucose 6-phosphate metabolic process; glycolytic process; intracellular glucose homeostasis. The transcript has 8 exons.